GGCGGACUGAGGCGCGUCCACCCGGCCAUGUCCCGGCGGCGGCUCCCCCCGGCCCGGUGCGCGCUCUUCCUCUGCCUCUUCACGCUGGCGUUCCACCGCUCGCGCUGCUGGGGCGCAAAGCCGCUUCAGUGCCAGGAGAUCUCCGUGCCCAUGUGCAAGGGCAUCGGCUACAACUACACGUACAUGCCCAACCAGUUCCACCACGACACGCAGGACGAAGCCGGCCUGGAGGUGCACCAGUUCCUGGCGCUGGUGGAGAUCAAGUGCUCGGCGGACCUGCGCUUCUUUCUCUGCAGCAUGUAUACGCCCAUCUGCCUGGAUGAUUACAAGAAGCCGCUGCCGCCUUGCCGGAGCGUGUGCGAGCGCGCCCGCGCUGGCUGCGCGCCCCUCAUGAGGCAGUUCGGCUUCCCGUGGCCGGACCGAAUGAGCUGCGAGCUGCUCCCGGAGCAGGGCCAGCAGGAUCGGCUGUGCAUGGACUAUAACCAGGAUUCCGGUCAGGGCACCGAGGGGCUUACCAGCGCGGUACCCGUGACCGAGCGGCCGCUCAAGCCCUGGAAGAAGCCCGGGUACAAGCUGCACAAACCGCCGGUCGCAUCCAAGUGCGCGUCGUCGCUGCCGGCGGGUGACCCGGGCUGCGCCGCCGCUGCCUGCCACAGUCCGUUCUUCACGGCGGAGGAGCGCGCCUUCACCAGCUUCUGGAUUGGCCUGUGGGCGGCAUUAUGCUUCGCCUCCACGCUGACCACCGUGGCCACCUUCCUAGUGGACAUGGAGCGCUUCAAAUACCCCGAGCGACCCAUCAUCUUCCUGGCAGCGUGCUACCUGUGCGUGUCGGCCGGCUACCUGCUGCGAUUGGCGGCGGGGCACGAGCGCGUGGCUUGCACGCGCGAGCAGCAGGCGCACCAGGCCAACAGCGGCCCCGCGCUCUGCACGCUGGUCUUCCUGCUGGUGUACUUCUUCGGCAUGGCCGCGUCCAUCUGGUGGGUGAUUCUAUCGCUGGCCUGGUUCCUGGCCGCCGCGCUCAAGUGGGGAAACGAGGCCGUGGCGGGAUACGCCCCCUACUUCCACCUGGCAGCCUGGCUCCUGCCCAGCAUGAAAACCAUCGCCGUGCUGGCGCUGGGCUCCGUGGACGGUGACCCGGUGGCGGGCGUCUGCUACGUGGGCAACCACGACCUGGACAACUUGCGCGGUUUCGUCCUGGCCCCGCUGCUGGUUUACCUGCUGGUGGGCUCCAUGUUCCUCCUGGCCGGCUUCGUCUCGCUCUUCCGCAUCCGGCGAGUCAUCCGGCGGCAGGUCGGCGGAGGCGUGGCCAAGGUGGACAAACUGGAGCGUCUUAUGCUUAGAAUCGGGGUCUUCACCGUGCUCUACACGGUACCGGCCGCUGUCAUCGUGGCAUGUUAUUUCUACGAGCAGCAUAACCGACAGGCCUGGGAAGCGGGGUACAGAUGCGGGUGCCCCCCGUCCGCGGACGCCCCGCGGCCGGACUACGCCGUCUUCAUGCUCAAGUACUUCAUGGGACUGCUGGGGGGCAUCACGUCGGGCGUUUGGGUAUGGUCCCGCAAGACCCUGGACUCGUGGAGGACAUGGUGCACGCGAUGCUGCUGGAGGAGCAAAGCGUCCUCGGCGGGAGGGGGGUCCAUGUACAGCGACGUUAGCACCGGCCUCACCUGGAGGUCCGGCACCGGGAGCUCCGUGUCCUUCCCCAAGCAGGUGCCUCUGUCGCGGGUGUGA
This is a messenger RNA of Nerophis lumbriciformis (worm pipefish), 1728 nucleotides long. The record is from RefSeq and is a predicted model, not a curated record. Lineage: Eukaryota; Metazoa; Chordata; Actinopteri; Syngnathiformes; Syngnathidae.